Pyrenophora tritici-repentis Pt-1C-BFP is the source of this 1680-nucleotide messenger RNA. RefSeq lists its product as uncharacterized. Gene Ontology annotation, cellular component: plasma membrane; NADPH oxidase complex. Gene Ontology annotation, molecular function: superoxide-generating NAD(P)H oxidase activity. The record is from RefSeq and is a predicted model, not a curated record. Gene Ontology annotation, biological process: defense response; superoxide anion generation. Lineage: Eukaryota; Fungi; Ascomycota; Dothideomycetes; Pleosporales; Pleosporaceae.
AUGUCGUCGUUCACCAACAGUCUAACAGGCCGCGAGCGGUCAAGAUGGCCCCCUCUUACCCGAAUGCUCAUGUCCGGUGAGAUGUCGGAAGAGAAGGGCAGGGAGCUCACCAGGAAAGAGAGAUUCGACGUGUGGAUGGUCAACGAAGGUUACAGAAGAUUCUUCGUCUUUACAUUCGCUAUACUACACGUCAUGGUCUUCGUUUUCGGUAUGAUGAACUAUGGACUAAAGGACAACUCCAUCGGCACAAGAGCCAGAUUUGGUAUUACUUUUGCCAUUGCUCGUUCCGCUGCGCUCGUACUACACGUUGACGUAGCUUUCAUCCUCUUCCCAGUAUGCAGGAACUUAAUUUCCAUGGCUCGCCGUACGCCGUUGAACGACAUCAUUCCUUUCGACAAGAACAUCACUUUUCACAAACUCGUCGCCUGGUCCAUUGUAUUCUUUUCCUGGGUGCACACCAUUGCCCAUUGGAACAACCUCGCUAGGUUCUCUGCAGGCAACGAACUUGGAUUCAUGGGCUUCAUUCUCGCCAACCUUGCUACCGGACCCGGCUGGAGUGGUUAUGUCAUGUUGAUCGCGCUCAUGGCCAUCGCAUUGACCGCAGCGGAAAAGGCUCGUCGUGCAAACUUUGAGCGUUUCUGGUACAUGCACCAUCUCUUCAUCAUCUUCUUCGUCUUCUGGUCCAUCCACGGAGCUUUCUGCAUGAUUCAGCCCGACUUUGCCCCCUUCUGCGACGGUAUCGGUGUCUUCUGGGAGUACUGGAUGUACGGUGGAUUUGCGUACUUGGCUGAGCGUAUCGCCCGUGAAGUCCGGGGAAAGCACAAGACGUACAUCUCCAAGGUCAUUCAGCACCCUAGCAACGUUUGCGAGGUUCAAAUCAAGAAGGAGCACACCACGACCCGUGCUGGACAGUACAUUUUCCUGUGCUGCCCCGAAAUCUCCAUCUGGCAAUACCACCCCUUCACCCUUACCAGCGCACCCGAGGAAGACUACAUCUCUGUUCAUAUCCGUAUGGUCGGUAACUUCACCAGAGCCUUUGGCAAAGCCCUCGGCUGCAGCACGGAGAAGAAGCCUGAGAAGAACGAAAAGGGCGAAUCGAGCGAGGAAAUUGCCCUGCGCCAAAUCCUUCCCCGAGUUUACAUUGACGGUCCCUUUGGUUCCGCUUCCGAGGAUGUGUUCAAGUUUGAGGUUGCCGUUCUCUGUGGUGCCGGUAUUGGUGUCACUCCUUUCGCCUCCAUUCUCAAGAGUAUUUGGUACCGCAUGAACUACCCCCAGGGACGCACGAGGCUGAGAAAGGUGUACUUCUUCUGGAUUUGCAGAGAUUUUGGUUCCUUCGAGUGGUUCAGAUCGCUGCUCCUGGCUAUUGAGGCACAGGAUGUUGACGACCACAUCGAGAUCCAUACCUACCUCACAGCAAAGAUCAAGGCCGAUGAUGCAACCAACAUUAUGAUCAACGACGCAAACGCCGAACAAGACGCCAUUACCGGUCUCCGCGCACCCACAAACUUCGGUCGUCCCAACUGGGAUAUGAUCUUCAAGUCAAUUCGCAAGAUUCACUCACCUGCCGAAGCCGGUGUCUUCUUCUGUGGCCCUAAAGGUCUUGGAUCCGCACUCCACAUCAAGUGCAACAUGUACUCUGAGCCUGGCUUCAGUUUCGUAUGGGGUAAGGAGAACUUCUAG